UUCGGUCCGCUUCAUAAUUCAGUCCGGUUGUGUUGUGUGAUGCGGGAUGGUCUGAGAGAGUGGGGUGUACUGUCUCGUCCUCGUGCCCCAGUCAUUCCCGCACGGAAACCUAUUAAUGAUAUCAGGGGGGUUACAGUCACCUCGGGGGGUUUCUGCAGUCCGAAACAAGUCAGCUCUCUAUCUGUUAUUGGGGAAUGAACGACGAGAAAAGCCCGGAUAACGGCAAGAGAAACUCUGGGUAUACCAGUAUUGAGCAAAUGCUGGCUGCGAACCCCGGGAAGACGCCCAUCAGUCUGCUGCAGGAAUAUGGAACGCGGAUAGGCAAUACUCCAGUGUAUGACCUGCUGAAGGCUGAGGGUCAGGCCCACCAGCCCAACUUCACCUUCCGCGUGUCUGUGGGAGACAUCAAUUGCACCGGCCAGGGCCCCAGCAAGAAAGCUGCCAAGCACAAAGCCGCCGAAGCUGCCCUGAAAAUGCUGAAAGGAGGAAUGCUGGGAGGGAUCGGAGGAAAUGGGAUGGAGGGAGAAGGGUUUGUCGGGAUUGAUAUGGAGGGAGAAUGCCCUCAGUCAGAGAUGAAAUCAUCCAGUUCAACGCAACAAGCUGAGUGCAAUCCAGUUGGAGCUUUGCAGGAACUAGUAGUGCAGAAAGGCUGGCGUUUACCUGAGUACACGGUCACUCAAGAAUCUGGACCUGCACACCGCAAAGAGUUUACAAUGACCUGCAGGGUGGAGAGAUUUGUUGAGAUAGGUAGUGGCACAUCAAAAAAGCUUGCUAAAAGAAAUGCAGCAGCAAAGAUGCUCUCUCGUAUCCAUGAUGUACCUGUGGACAUGCGCAGCAGCCAUGAGGCCGAAGCAGAAGAUGACACCUUCAAUAUGCAAAUGGGUGGCAGACUAGAGGGGGGGAAGUCUAAAGGUCUCGGCUGCACUUGGGACUCUCUGCGGAACUCGGCCGGGGAGAAGAUCCUACAGUUGCGCUGUCAUCCUCUGGGUCAGCCUGACUCCAAUGACUCCAAUUUUUGUUCUCUCCUUCGUGAGCUUUCCGAGGAACAGCGCUUUGACGUCAGCUACCUGGACAUAGAGGAGCGCAGUUUGAGUGGCCUUUACCAGUGUCUGGUGGAGUUGUCCACGCAGCCCGUUACCGUCUGCCACGGAUUCGCCUCUAGCCUGGAUGCAGCACGUGCCAGUGCUGCCCACAAUGCCCUUCAGUACCUCAAGAUCAUGGCAGGCGGGAAAUAAACCACACCAUUGAAAUAAUAUCAUUUUUAACAAGGACCUGACAGUUUGUGGUAAAUAUCUACCUCUGUGUUUCUGCCUCGCAAGCUUCAUCAUUACAUUUGAACUGACAAAGACUGAAAUGUUCAUAUUCAGUAUAAUAGUAUACGACCAACAACAGUAGUAUGUGAAACUGUGUGAUUACUGAUGUAAUUUGUACUAAAUUGGUGAAUCUGUAAUCUAUUGAAUAUUUUAUCUUGAACAAUAAACUUGAAAUUGACAUUA
Molecule: messenger RNA, 1496 nt
Organism: Sinocyclocheilus grahami
Lineage: Eukaryota; Metazoa; Chordata; Actinopteri; Cypriniformes; Cyprinidae
Product: RISC-loading complex subunit tarbp2
Exons: 8
Coding region: 195-1235 (346 amino acids)
Biological process (GO): regulation of miRNA processing; regulation of siRNA processing; siRNA processing
Cellular component (GO): nucleus; RISC-loading complex; cytoplasm
Molecular function (GO): pre-miRNA binding; siRNA binding; double-stranded RNA binding
Source: RefSeq, a predicted model, not a curated record